AUGGCUUCGUCGCAGCGACAGCUUGCGUCGCUCUUCCGCUCGCUCAAUCUGAGCAGCUCCUCUGCGGCUGUUGCGGCGCGGACCUCCUGCGAAGCCGGCCCGUCGACCUCCAGGCGGCUGCUCUCGACCACAUCAAAGCAGGACAAUGCCAAGCACACGCCAGCCAAACCUUACCCCUUCUCCGACAACGCCAUCGUGCCCGGGCAACCCCAGUUCCAGUCGACCAAGGUGGGCAAGAAGCCGCCACCAGCUCCCAAGACCAUCUUCAACGGCGUCAUGCCGCGCGUCCAUGCCGACCUCCGGGCGCGCUACGACCCGGACAACCGCCUGACCAAGCUGUUUGACCGCGACUCGCCGGACCGCAUCCCUCCCGGCUCGGUCCUCGUCGUAGAGACGUGGACCUCGCCGCUCAAGACGGGCUUCUCGUCCUUCUCGGGCGUCCUCCUCGCCAUCCGACGUCGCGGCGUGUCGACGUCGUUUGUGCUGCGCAACCUGGUGGUCAAGCUCGGCGUCGAGAUGCGAUUCAACCUCUACUCGCCGUUGCUCAAGGACGUCCGCGUGGUGCAGAAGGCCGUGGCGGGCAAGAACGACAAGUCGGGCAAGCUGCGCAGGACACGCCGGGCCAAGCUCUACUACCUCCGCGACGACGACAGGAGGCUCGCCGGCAUCGGCAACGUCAUCAAGCAACAGAGGCUGCUCGAGGAGAAGAGGGAGAAGGAGCUCUCCAAGAGGAGAGUGGGUCGUCGGUAG
Molecule: messenger RNA, 750 nt
Organism: Pseudozyma flocculosa PF-1
Lineage: Eukaryota; Fungi; Basidiomycota; Ustilaginomycetes; Ustilaginales; Ustilaginaceae
Exons: 2
Coding region: 1-750 (249 amino acids)
Biological process (GO): translation
Cellular component (GO): mitochondrial large ribosomal subunit; ribosome
Molecular function (GO): structural constituent of ribosome
Source: RefSeq, a predicted model, not a curated record